GGUUUGAUUUUCAGGAAUGUUUGUUCUUAGUUCUUUAAAAGAUAUAGCAAAAGUGGAAUCUCGGAAAUUCGCUCAAGAUCAGUUAAGUGUCGUUUCAACAAUUCUAGAAAAUAAGUUUGCGAAUAAAGUCGUAGUUAAUUUAGGCCUAUGCAUUUGCCUUUUCGAUGUAACAGGCGUUGAGGACUCGUAUAUUCUUGCCGGAGAGGGAGGUUAUCAUGUCAGAGUGCACUUUCGAUAUGUUGUCUUUCGACCAUUUAUGAAUGAAGUCAUUGUAGGAAAAGUAAAGUCAUCGGGAACUGAUGGAAUUCAUGUCUCACUUGGUUUCUUUGAAGACAUCUUAAUUCCACCAGAUAAAAUGAGACCGAUGACUACACUGGGUGAUGAUCAUUUGUGGAUUUGGCAUUACGACACAGAUGCUGGCAGAGCUGAUUUGCAUUUCGAUCUGGACGAACAAAUACGUUUCAAAGUUAUUGAUGAAAUUUUCACAGAAGUUGGGCCUCCGUCAACGAAUCCCGAGCCGGGAAAGGAGCAAAUACCAUACAAGUUAAUUGGAAGCAUUGAUGAUGAUGGCUUAGGUUUGCUAAAGUGGUGGUCUUGAUUUUUUUUGAUUAAAACAUGCUGUCUCAAAUGUUUGUUAUUUGUUUUAUUUGCCGAUUCUUGUUCAUAUCUCCAGAGUUAACCAUUCUGAAUUGGAAUAGGAUAGAGUAUCAAAUCUUAA
Molecule: messenger RNA, 718 nt
Organism: Symsagittifera roscoffensis
Lineage: Eukaryota; Metazoa; Xenacoelomorpha; Acoela; Convolutidae
Product: DNA-directed RNA polymerase III subunit RPC8-like
Exons: 1
Coding region: 17-598 (193 amino acids)
Biological process (GO): transcription initiation at RNA polymerase III promoter; DNA-templated transcription
Cellular component (GO): RNA polymerase III complex
Source: RefSeq, a predicted model, not a curated record